Molecule: messenger RNA, 3826 nt
Organism: Pseudonaja textilis
Lineage: Eukaryota; Metazoa; Chordata; Lepidosauria; Squamata; Elapidae
Source: RefSeq, a predicted model, not a curated record
CAUCCUUCCACUUUGGCCCUGCUGUAGCCCCAGCACAGAAGAUGCUAGCAUGGUAACUUUUGCUUGCCUGCUCAUUGAACAUGGUGCAAAGUCUUUUGAAAUCACAUGGGAACCUAACACUCCAGAACCGAAAAAAUUCUCAACACAGGAAAUGAGUGGAAAGAACCUGUUCACAACAAGUCAACUCACUGUCUCUUCCUCCAGCUUCUCCAAAAAUCCUUACAAAUGCAGUAUAAAAGAAAAAAAAGAUUUUCCCCCAGUUAUCUUCACAGACAGAUAUUGCAUUUUGCAACCUCCGAAACCAGUUGAUGUCCAGAUUUUAACCCCCAGUUGUGGCACACAGAGUUCAGUGAUCAACGUGGAACUGGUAUGCUUCUUGAGAAGCCUUAGUAGUGGAAAAGCCAAGGUGGAAUGGCUGAAGAAUGGAGUACAGCUGCAAGAAAAAGAAGAGGUGACAUUGAGAGCCAUUGUAGGAAAGGGUAGUGGUUACUCCAGUUUCAUCCACCUGAACAUCAGCAAAGAGAGUUGGGACAAAGGGGACCUCUACACCUGUAAAGUGACACGACCACCAGGCAGUCAAAAUGUCACAAUGCACAAUGCCAGCAAAUGCCAAGUGUGCUAUGGUUGCAUGCAUCAACCCACCAUGUCUUUUACCAAGCCAUCUUACAAAAGCCUGCUUGAUAGAUCAGCCAUCCUAGUCUGCACCGUGAUUUCUUCAAACCUUGAAAAUGCUCAGAUCACUUGGCUUGUGAAUGGCAAACCCAGCAGUGAUGUUGUGGAUAAGAGGGUGACGACGGAUGCUAAUGGAAGUCAGAAGUUGAGAAGUAACCAUUCUGUGUCUUUGGAACAGUGGACAAAGGGCACCGUCUUCACUUGCAAAGUAACUGGGAGUUGCUUUAAAGAACACAGAAAAGAAAUCACCAUCGAGAAGGCUACACAAAUGAAUCCACCCUCUGUCAUCAUUUCUCGAGCCCCGCUAGAGAUUUCCCUCAAGAGCACCACGGCCCUCAUUCUCAUCUGUGAUGUGAGCGGAUUUUCCCCAGUGGAGAUUAGCAUCUCAUGGGAAAGAAAUAACAUGUCCCUGAACAAAAACCUGUACGACAAUGGGGUCGCCACACAGAUGGCAAACGGGUAUUCUAUGUACAGCAUCUUGAAAAUCAACAGAGAUGAACCAGGAGGAAAAGGAGGGAGCUACUGCUGUAUCAUCCACCAUCCCACUUCUCAAACUCCAUACGUGGCCUGUGAAAAGGUACCCAUCGAUUUCCUGGAGCCUCGAGCACCUACGGUGGAACUGCUGCAGUCGGUAGAUUGGGAGAAGGACACAGUGAUGUUGAAAUGCAUUGCUACUGAUUACAGGCCCCCAAGUGUCACCAUCAAUUGGGUGGGUGGUCCACAAAAUAAGAAGGAAGAUGUUGUGAACCAGAGGAUGGCAGAUGGAACCUACUGGACUAGCAGCCAAUUCACCACCACCCUCUCCCAAUGGCAAGAAAUGAACAGCACAACUUGUGAGGUGGUACAUCACGCAACUAGUACAACAAAGUUCCAGAAGAUUUCCAGAAAAGAUUGGGUUAUGCCCAAAACUCUCAUGGUGACUUUGAAUGUCCAUCCACUCUGUCCAAGUUUAGGAACCAUAAGUAGUGUUACUUUAGUCUGUUCCAUCUAUAGCUACUCUCUAGAGAACAUCCAAGUCACUUGGAAACCAGAUGGAAAUUUUGAAACAUUACCAAAGGAUCGGUCAAAGUUCUAUGCUAGCAGCAACAUUACAGUAUCCCUAGAGGAGUGGAACAAGCUAAAAGAAUAUACCUGCAAAGUAACUCAAGCUGGAAGAAAUCACACAGAGACAAGAACUAUCAGCAAGUGCAAAGCCUGUAAGAACAGUGUGCCACCUCCCACAAUUUAUCUACUCAAACCACCCCUUGAGAGACUCUUCAUCCAAAACAGAGCCAUCCUUUCUUGCCUUGUGGUGGGCUAUGAACUGGAGAACAUCAUGUUCACCUGGACAAUGGAUGGACUUAACCUCACCACGAAUGCCACCACGGAAAAAAUCAAAACACACACAAAUCGGACCCAAAGUUUCCAAAGCCAGCUUAACCUCACCAGUCAAACCUGGGAUGCUGGAAAGAAAAUUGAAUGCAUUGUUUCUCAUCUCUGCUCACUUUUCCCUGAGGUGAAGCAGAGCAUCCAAAAAAGCACAGAUUCCUGCCAAAAACCUUCUCUCUCCUUGGUCCUUCCACCACUAUUGCAACUGACACAAGCUACCUCCCAAGCUGUUGCUUGGUUGGCUUGUGUGAUCAAUGGAUUCUUCCCAUCUGAGAUACUCAUCAAAUGGAAGAAGAACAACAGAAGUAUAGAUGCUUCUGAGUAUAUCACAGGGCCAUCCAUACUUGAAACUGGGAACUCUACUUUUUCUACUCAGAGCGUCUUGAAAAUCCCAGCAUCUGAAUGGGAAAACAGAGCUGUGUAUACAUGCCUAGUGGGACAUGAAUCCCUAACUAUCAUGAAGAACAUCAGUAAAUAUUUGUAUGAUUUCCUGAAACCCACUCCUCCACGAGUGAUGGCAUUCCACAUCUUUGAGGACAAGGGCUAUCCAAAACUUGUCUGCUUGGCCACCAGCUUCUACCCCAAAACCAUAGACAUUCGAUGGAACACCAAAGGAGAGAAACUCAGUUCCAUUCCAAACUGUUCCUCUCCGGUGUCCCUUCUUGAUGGGACAUUCCAGAAGGACUGUAGUUUGACCAUCAGUGGAGAAGAUUGGCACAAUCCACAAACAUACACAUGCACCGUAAAUCAUCGUGAAACCAACUUUGUGAUUAAGAAAGAUGUGCAUUCCUCUGGAAUAGUGACAUCUCCAAGCAGUAUGGAAGUGAUCAAGAUGCAGUUGCCAUCCUUUGAAGAGCUCUUCACAAACAGAAGUGCAACUCUAACCUGCAUGAUGUCUCUCACGAAUACCAGUGCCAAUGCAACCUUCAGCUGGACCAUGGAUGGCAAGCCGGCCAACAAUAAUUCAGUGACAAAUGAAGUCUUCCAAGAAACCAACUACACUUCUUUGAUGUAUGGCCAAUUGCAGGUGAAACUGAGUGAAUGGAUCAACACCACUCAAUUCGCUUGUAGCAUCCAGAGUGGCCAAGGAGAAAUGGAGAUGAAGCAUUUUGACCGAAGGAAUGGGACUAUGAGACCCCCCAAAGUGGAUCUCCAGCGUCAAUCAUCCAGUGAAGACUUCAAUGUAACCCUACUGUGCAUAGCGAAAGAUUUCUAUCCAGAUGAAAUCUUUCUGAAGUGGGAAGAAGAGAACCAAGAAAUUUCCUUCAAGGGUUACGACACCCAUGGCAUGAAGUGUGACCAUGAGAAACAAACGUGCUCCUUGCUAAGCAUGCUCGAAGUCCCCACAAGCAAAUGGAUGAUGGGAGCCUCCUACAGAUGCCUUGUAGCUCACGUCUCUUCUGAAAACAUAAUCGAUAGAACAACUAAUUUCUUAACUGAUUCCUGGGAUUGUACCCUCAUGGGAGCAGCUUUCUGUGACAUUCGCAAUGAAAAUGAAGAUGAAUACAGUGAGCUGGAAGAAGCCAACGGUGUCUGGAAUAAAGUUUUCACCUUCAUUAUUCUCUUUAUUGUGGCCAUAUUUUAUGGCGGCCUUGUCACUUUCAUCAAGGUGAAAUAACCAUCAUCCCUUUCCUAUCAAUGAAGCACACAGUCAAAUGAGACCCCAUCUUUUCCCCUUCAUCAUCCAUUUCUCUCGCCCAUCCUUCAUGACAACUGUUUUAAGCUACACUGUUUUAAAUGUCACAAAAAAAACCUAUCUACUUUCACCUGACCCUGUCUCUACUUC